Messenger RNA from Histoplasma mississippiense, 705 nucleotides. RefSeq lists its product with no specific name. The coding region runs from base 1 to 705 and encodes 234 amino acids. Gene Ontology annotation, molecular function: aldose reductase (NADPH) activity. The transcript is spliced from 4 exons. Gene Ontology annotation, cellular component: cytosol. NCBI's taxonomy places the organism in Eukaryota, Fungi, Ascomycota, Eurotiomycetes, Onygenales, Ajellomycetaceae. The record is from RefSeq and is a predicted model, not a curated record.
AUGCAGGGCUACUAUCAGAAAAAAAAAGAACAAUGGAAAGGCAAGGCUAAAGAAGAGAAAGGGGGCCUCAACACACCGAAAAAUAGGCGAAUAACCAGACGAAGCAAAAGCGAACAAUCGGAAACAGAUUUGUCUCUCGAUAUCAAGUUCAAAUUGAGCAAUGGCGUUACUAUCACUGGUCUGGGAUUUGGUACUGUUGCCAACGAGUGUACCAAAGGCGAGAGUUACGCAGCUGCGUUGCACACUCUAGGAACUGGACACAGACAUCUAGACUGCUAUCUAUGGCUUCUUAAGAGAAAAAUCAACAAUGUCAAAGGACCUGAUAUCUGGGUGACCACAAAAGUCUGGAACCACCUAUACGAUAAGGAUGGAGUACAAUGGUCGUUGAAUGACUCGCUCAAGAAGCUGAACUUAGACUAUGUUGGCCUCUUCUUGAUCCAUUGGCCAAUCUCUUGUGAAAAGGCCUAUUCUGAAUACCCCUUCGCUCUCAAAACCAAGUGCCAACGACUGGUGAGAAGGUGGUUGAGGACCCGACGCUCAAGGUCAUUGCAAAAGAAUGUGGUCACACUGCUAGUCCAGGUGUUGCCCAAGUCUGCGAACCCGGGUCGUAUUGAGAGUAACCUCGAGGAAAUUAAAUUGACGGAUGAACAGCAAAAGGAAGGCAUGCGCGGUUUGUGUGAACAUGAAGGACACCUUUGGGUAUGA